AGACGUAUAUAGUUUAUGCCAAGUGACUGGCCUCUUCAUUUGGCAGGAAACUUUUGUGCUGACAAGAAACCAGCUGCUGUAAAUUGGAUUGAAGGACGAGGAAAGUCGGUGGUUUGUGAGGCAAUAAUAAAGGAGGAGGUAGUGAGGAAGGUGUUGAAAACCAGUGUUGCGAGUCUAGUAGAGCUCAACAUGCUUAAGAAUCUAACUGGAUCAGCAAUGGCUGGCGCCCUUGGUGGUUUCAAUGCUCAUUCCAGUAAUAUUGUAUCUGCAGUUUUCUUAGCAACUGGCCAAGAUCCAGCACAAAAUGUAGAGAGUUCUCACUGCAUCACUAUGAUGGAAGCAGUAAACAACGGAAGAGAUUUGCACGUCUCGGUCACGAUGCCUUCCAUUGAGGUUGGUACUGUUGGAGGUGGAACUCAACUCGCGUCUCAGUCCGCGUGUUUGAAUCUUCUCGGUGUGAAGGGUGCUAACAAAGAAUCUCCAGGAGCAAACUCGAGGCUUUUAGCCACCGUUGUGGCUGGUUCUGUUCUUGCAGGCGAGCUAUCCCUCAUGUCUGCCAUAGCAGCUGGACAACUGGUAAGGAGUCAUAUGAAAUACAAUAGAUCUAGCAGAGACGUAUCGAAACUCGAAUCUUAAACAGGGUGGUAGUAGAUCAAGAAAGGGUGGGAUCUAGUAGAGAUAGAAAUAAAAGGGGAAAAGAUUUGGAUCUUUCUAGUGGAAGUAGCAAAAGCAAAACACAAGGCUUCUGGUUGGUUUGCAUGUGAUAACCAGAGGUCGGCCUAGCUGGGAGGUCCCCAUUGAGGAAGACAUGUAACAUGGUUGGAUAAAGACUCAAUUCUGUGGUUGUUCUUGAGAUAUGGUGUGUGCCCGUGCCCCCCCCCACCCCCCACGAAGAUAUUCGGUGUGUUGUCUGUCGUGUUUAUUUAGCUUCCCGAUGAUUCGAUUGAUUCCGAUUCGAUGCGUUUCUGUUGGUCGACUUGUAGUAGCCGAGGGGGGGUCGGGGUAAUUAUGUUUGUUUUUACUUAUUUAUUAUGUAUGGUGGUGCUUAUAACUUACUUGGUUGUUAUGGUGUAAAAACUGGAGAAUUUGAUUGUGGUUCUAAAUCUCAGUGUAUUUCAAUGCUGUAUGUCUUUGUCUGUA
Messenger RNA from Cucurbita pepo subsp. pepo (vegetable marrow), 1140 nucleotides. NCBI's taxonomy places the organism in Eukaryota, Viridiplantae, Streptophyta, Magnoliopsida, Cucurbitales, Cucurbitaceae. The record is from RefSeq and is a predicted model, not a curated record.